This is a messenger RNA of Anopheles coluzzii, 2688 nucleotides long. Its product is annotated as oxidoreductase-like domain-containing protein 1. Gene Ontology annotation, cellular component: mitochondrion. Lineage: Eukaryota; Metazoa; Arthropoda; Insecta; Diptera; Culicidae. The transcript is spliced from 2 exons. The record is from RefSeq and is a predicted model, not a curated record. The coding region runs from base 305 to 628 and encodes 107 amino acids.
AGCCCCUUUUUAGUUUGCAACCAUUUUAUGAACCAUUUUGUGUCCCACACAACGCACUCUUCUUCCCGCCACAGGAUGAUUACGUGAAGUUGUCAUUAGAAAAAUUAGAAGUAAACAUUAGCCAGCUGAUUGGGGUGGUUUGUUUUUAUCAAAUUUGUUCGGUUUUUCAAACAACAACAGCUCUGUUACUAGUUCUGAAGUGGUUGAAGUGAUAUUCCCUUAAUUAAAUUUGCAAUACUAAAAUCAAUUUCUACUAGAUUUACGAUACCAAACAUCUUGCAUCUUCGGGUGCAAGGUGCAGGCAAUGAACUGCGUUAUACUGAACGCAAUCCGCAAUGCUCAGCUAAGAAAUGUAGCUUAUCGCUUUUGCUCAUCUAGUACAAAUGGCCCCGACCGGACAGCAGAUGAUAGUGUGCCAGAGCUACCUCCCGAACCGACAACUUGCUGCAUGUCCGGCUGCCAGAACUGCGUGUGGAUUCAGUACGCGGCGGACCUUACCAAAAUACUAGACGAUGGCGGCGAAAAGGCACGUGAAAUUGUGCUGGAAAAGAUAUCCGACCCGAGCUUGAAGAUGUUUUUGAAAAUGGAACUGCAAAAUAUGCCACCGUCGAAGAACGAUCCCGCGUGAAACGACCUGCAGGAUUGCAGCAACAAGGAUAGAUUAAGGGUUCGUAAAGCGUAAUUUCAGACAUUAACGUUUAGGUAGGAAUCUAUUUUAAUUCAAAACUUAAAAUAAACUUGUGAUAUCAAAGAGGAAAGCGGAAAACAGUUUUAUCUUUCUUUCUUGCAUGAUGAACCAAAGAUGAGAAGCCGUUACACAAAUCACUUCCCCCAACAACACACAGACCCUGCAACAAAACGAAUAAACCUCUACCAUUUUAGACAACACACAACCACACAAACACAAACUCACAUACACACUUACUCUUAACGACAAAAGUUACUUCAUAUGUAUAUAUUUUAACUGCAUGUUUGUUGGUCAAAUUCAACAGUGCUUCCGCGAGACACGCAUCGCACACAAAUACUUCACAGAAAGUAAAGUGUAUAUUGUAUUUUUGUUCUCAAUUUUUUGUUGUCACUCUUAUAGUUGGUGGUUUGAUUAGAAAAUUAAAUUUUAGCUUCGUUUCAUGGACACUUUUGUUUCGCCAAUAAGAAAUCUAUCUCCUUCAACAGCUUCAAUUUGCUUCGAGGUUCUGUUUCUAUCUUAAUGAGCACGCCUUUUUAUGAAUUCAUUCGCGUGCGUGUGUUUGCGAAUAUUCAAACGUAAAAAUUAAACUUCAUUUUGCUUCGCUUUCCAAUUCGUUCGAGUAAAGGUGUUUUGUUUUUGAUUACCUUAAAUGCUACAUCGAGUGUUUCUUCCUUUCCAAAACAAAAAAAAAAUAGCGAACAUCAAAUACACGCACACACUCGGGAAUAUUCGAAGAUCGGAAAGAAAGAAUGAGAAAAUGGACAGAAUGGAUGAGGCUUGCAAAAGGAUGUUUCUCCUUUUAGCCAAUACACAAAACAAAACAAAAAAAAAAGAUUAAGCCGAAUGGAUAAAUAUACUCCUUUACAGUAAAUAGUAGCAUAAAUAGCGAAAAAGCCCUGCUCUCUUCUGUGAUGGUAUGUCCUGGCUGCACACUAGAACGGAACAGAAGACAGCGCAAUGCAAAACGACAAGCAACGUGUACACUCAUAGUAGGCGUAGCAGUUGACCGGUUGAAUAUUAGCGAGCACGUGGUUUGUUGCGCACUCGUCCAGUUGCGUACACUUCCGAACGAUCUGAAGGCUGAUCCUCCUCCUCUCUCUCACCGUAGACAAAUGGUGUAUGUGUUGAUGUAGAUAAUGCAACGAUUUCGGCGGUCGGCACUUGUGGUGUUGUACGUUUUGUUCUGUUUUUUUUUCUCUGCUCACGCGCACAGCUGCGGAUUUGUCCUUUCGGCGUGAAUUGUUGCGCAUUUUCCGGCGUAUCAUACAGCUUCGUUUAGGAUGUUGCAGAUUGUUGCGUAUUGUACAUUUUUUCCCCGCCAACAUUCCACACAACGAACACGAAAUAAUGCAUACACACACAUAGACACAACCACACAUAACAACAAAAAUCUGCCCGCGCUUUAGCGCUCUCUCCCUCUCUUCCUGGUGUGCCUCCCAAAGCGUAUCCUUUUUAUGCGCUAUAACUACUAUUUUUGUGUAAGUUUCGUCUCUCUCUCUCUCUCUCUCUCUCUCUCUCUCUCUCUCUCUCUCUCUCUCUUGUUUUUCUUCUUUUUCGCCCACUCCUAACUGGCAAACAUUCAAACCCGUGGACGACGACGCUGACGACGCUGACGGCGACGACGACACCACCCACCGAACUACUAAAAAGCGUAUAGUAGCGCACACUUUUUAGCUGUAUCUGUUUUUGGGGUAAACAAAAAGAAGAAAAACGUGGACAAGAGCACAGGACAUAAAUAAAAAAGCACAGAAUAAUGCAUUAGAUGAGAUGUUUUCCGCACGUGGCGACGUUGGGUGGGUGAGAAAGUAGCGUAAGUAGUAGUAAACGGGAGGGUUUUAGUAUUCGGUGUUCGUUGUUAGCAUGAUUUGGUUUAGUUUAUGGGUAGGAUAUACACUGUUAGUACGUCGCUGAGGAGGAGAUGAACAAAUGGUUCUCUUGCCUUCGUUCUUUUCCUACAUCGCUUUGGUUUUGUGGGGUUUUUUUUUUUUUUUUUGGAAGGA